Messenger RNA from Lactuca virosa, 3720 nucleotides. The record is from the annotation of a GenBank genome assembly. NCBI's taxonomy places the organism in Eukaryota, Viridiplantae, Streptophyta, Magnoliopsida, Asterales, Asteraceae.
AUGGCUGAAAUCGUUGUUAGCGCCGUCAUCACAGUGCUGUGUGAGAAGCUGAUCUCUGGUGACUUGAUGAAACUGGCUCAAUCGGAAGGGAUCGAUUCUCAGCUGAACAAAUGGAAGAAAAACCUGCCCCUGAUCAAAGCUGUGCUUGCUGAUGCAAGCCAGAAGCAGAUAAAAGAGAAAUCUGUUCAAUUGUGGGUGAACAAUCUCCAGGAUUUGGCUUACGACAUAGACGAUGCACUCGAUGAUUUGGCCACCGAAGCUAUACGACGCAAGUUGAAUCAAGAAUCUCAUGCCAGCACCAGCACCAGCACUAGUAAGGUAAUGAAGUUCUUGCCAAAUUUUUGUACUAAUUUCACUCCUCGCAGUUUUUAUGGUCGAAAGAUGAGUUCUAAGCUAGAUGAAAUCACCAACAAAUUGCGUGAUCUUGUUGACCAGAAAAAUGAUUUGGGUUUGAAUGUAAAUGUUGAAAGGUCAAAUACGAUAGAAAGACUGGAGGAAAAUUCAUUGGUCGAUGAGUCCAAAAUCAUGGGUCGGGAAGGGGAUAAAGUGGCAUUGAUGGAAAAGUUGUUGGGAAAUGAAGAAUGUGAUCACAGUGUGAGCGUAGUGUCGAUAGUUGGAAUGGGUGGGAUAGGAAAAACCACUCUUGCUAAAGUUUUAUACAACAACGAGAAAGUGAAGGAUCACUUUGAACUUAGAGCAUGGGUUUGUGUUUCUGAAGAGUGCCAUGUAUUUAACAUUAGCAAGGCUAUCUUCCAAGCAGUAACAGGUCAAAACAAAGAUUUUGCUAAUCUGGAUCUGCUUCAUGUGGCCCUCAAAGAAAAACUUUCAAAGAAGAGGUUCCUACUUGUUCUAGACGAUGUCUGGAACGAAGACCAUAGAAAGUGGGAACUCCUCCAAAGUCCUCUUCUUGUAGGGGCAUCUGGAAGUAGAGUUAUUGCCACAACCAGGAGUACGAAGGUUGCAUCAGUGAUGGACUCGCAACAAACUUACCCUCUAGGUGUUUUGUCAAAUGAAGAUGCUCUAUCAUUAUUCGCUCAACACGCGUUAGGAGAAAAAAACUUUGACAAACAUCCAACACUUAAGUUGCUUGGUGAAGGCAUGGUUCACAAAUGUGGUAGAUUGCCUUUGGCUUUGAAAGCAGUUGGGAGGGUCGUGAAGGGAAAUAAAAAUGGCGAUAAAUGGGAGGAGUUGUUGAAGAGUGAGACAUGGGAUAUUGAGGAUGGGAAUAAGAUUCUUCCAGCUCUAAGACUAAGCUACUAUCAUCUCCCUCCACACCUGAAGCAGUUGUUUGCAUAUUGUUCCUUAAUUCCCAAGGACUAUGUGUUUGACAAGAAUAAGUUAGUUCUACUGUGGGUAGCCGAAGGAUUUUUGUCCCAAUCAAAAGGAAACAAGUCAAUGGAGCGUUUAGGUCAGGAGUAUUUUGAAGAGCUAAAGUCAAGGUCCUUUUUUCAACAUUCAACAAAUGACGAAUUAGGAUAUACAAUGCAUGACCUAAUAAAUGACCUGGCCACAAGUGUUGCAGGAGAGUUUUCCUUUAGAUUGGAUGGUGAGGUGGAUGUAUCCUACACGAAUGAAACUUUUGAUAAGUUUCGUCACUUUUCAUUGGUAGAUCCAAGUUCUAGAUCAUAUAGAAAGGUUAAUGAAUUACAUAGAGCUAAACGCUUGCGAACUUUCUUACUCACGUCGGCUGGUUUUGAAAACAAUGGCUUUUUGGACAAGGUUCUUCUUGAAUUACUUCCUGAACUACACUUCCUGAGGGUGCUAAGUGUCAUGGGCUUGACUCCGGUUGAUUACAUAUGGCAAGGUUCUCUUUCAAUCAGAAAGAUACCAGAAUCCAUUGGUAGUCUCAAGCAUCUACGGUACCUUAAUUUUUCUUUUACUAGAAUCACAUGUUUGCCAGAACAAGUGAGUGACCUUUAUAAUCUACAGACCUUGUUGGUUCAUAACUGUUAUCAGUUAUCUAGCUUGCCAAAAAGUUUUGCAAAGUUAAUAAACCUGCGACAUCUUGACGUAAGUAAGACUCCGUAUUUGAAGAAGACACCCUUAGGGAUCGGUGGGUUGACGAGUCUACAAACUCUACCCAAUGUCUUUAUUGAAGAAGGUGACGGGUUCAAAAUAUCCGACCUUAAGGGCCUAACGGAUCUUCAAGGCCAGCUUUCCAUUAUUGGGCUGGAGAAAGUGAUAGAUCCAAUGCAAGCAAAGGAUGCCAACUUACAUCAAAAGAAGGGUCUUGAAGUUCUGGAGAUGAAAUGGAGUUAUCAUGUGUUUGAUGAUUCUCGGGAUGAGUCUAUUGAAUAUGAAGUACUUAAAGAACUAAGGCCUAAUCCUAGGUUAAAAACCCUCAAGAUUUGGAAUAACAUGGGAAUGAGAUUUCCUACGUGGGUUGGCGAUCCCUUGUUUGAUCAGUUAACAGAGCUUACAUUAUGUGGUUGUAGUAGUACACAACUACCAACACUUGGAAUUCUAUGGUCUCUUAAGGAAUUGGUUGUUGAAAGUAUGAAUGAGGUGAAGACUGUGGGUUUUGAGUUACUUGCACCCACUGCUUCUUUUAUUGGCAUUGCAUUUCCAUCGCUUGAAGUUCUGAAAUUUAAAGAUAUGGAAGGUUGGGAGAGAUGGUCGAUUAAUAGUGGCGAGGAACAUGAAACUCCUAGAUUAUUUCCUCGUCUUCAUGAGAUCUGUAUAGCCAAUUGUCCAGAACUAGCUGAAGUUGCAAUCGGAUUGAUACCUUCACUUCGGGUUUUAUCUAUAACAGGAUGUUCCAAUGCAGUGUUAAAAAGCAUGGUUGGUUUGUCCUCGUCGCUUGUUGAAUUGAAAAUGGUGAAUGUUAAAGGAUUUGCCCAACUAUAUGGAGAAGAUUUACUGCAUCUUGGGGCACUUGAACAUCUUUAUAUUUAUAAAUGUGAUGAACUGAGAUACUUGUGGGAACGAGAAUCAGAGGCAUCCAAGAGACUUGUUAGUUUACAGAAGUUGGAAGUAAUUCAUUGUAAAAAGUUGAUUUCAUCAUCCGAGAAAGACUUUAAUAUUGGGAUUAGAAUGAAAUCUCUUAAAGAAGUGAAGUUUGAUGGUUGUGACACACUGGAGAGUUACGAUUGUCCAAAUACUAUUGAGAGGUUGCAUAUAGAUCGUUGUGAUUCAAUGACUUCGUUGACCUUCUCGAUAGUGCAGGAGCACCCAUCUCCUCUAAAUGAAUUGAUAAUCAAAGAUUUCCAUUUUCUCCCCAGGUCUCACCUAACAUGUCUUGAGAUCGAUAAAUGCAAGAAUCUAAAGUCAUUUCCUCAUGAGCAUUUCCAAAGUCUCACAUCUUUGGAAGAAAUGUGGCUAACUCAUUGUCCAAGUAUGGACUAUUCCUUUCCUUGUGGGGUGUGGCCUCCUAAUUUGACCAAACUAACGAUAGGAGGCCUAAAUAAGCCCAUGUCAGAAUGGGGCCCCCAGAAUUUUCCAACCUCACUAGUUGAACUAGAGUUAUAUGGCUACGAUUCACGAGUGGUUUCAUUUGCGGUGGCAGACGAUGUGAGGAAUACUAUUACUCCUUCAUCAUCUUUUCUUCUUCCACCAUCUCUCGUUUCUCUAUGGCUCAAUGGUUUUAAGGAUGUGGAAUCAUUGUCAGAGGUCUUACCACACCUCCCCUGCCUUAAAAGACUUUGCAUCGAGGCUUGCCUGAAGAUUAAAGAUCUUAAAACAACCUCCAACCCAUCAUAUUUGACAAUAACGGUGAUCUAG